AUGACGGAGCUCGACAGCCGCCUAGACGCAUUUCUUGAAGGCCGCAAGCAGAAGGGACGUUUCAGGACUUUAAAAGAGUACGAUACAUCGGCCUCCUCUGCGCUCGUUGACUUUUCCUCCAAUGACUAUCUGUCUUUGACGUCUUCACCUGCUUUUCGUGCCCUAUACCUCAAACGCUUGGCGACCGCCGAGUCCAUCUUCGGCUCGACCGGCUCACGCCUUCUCAGUGGCUGUAGCCCCAGCCACUCAUCCCUCGAGAUCCGGCUUGCCGACUUUUUCAACUCCCCCUCGGCCCUGCUGUUCAACUCGGGCUGGGACGCCAAUGUCUCUUUCUUUGCGACUGUCCCUCAAUCCUCCGACUGGGUAGUCUACGACGAACUAGUGCAUGCGUCGGUACACUCUGGACUACGGUCGUCUCGUGUCCCUGUUGAGAGAAGGGUACCGUUCAGCCACAACGACCCAGAAGCUUUCGCUCAAGUCUUGAUACAAGUAUCGUCCUCAUCAACUUCCCAGACCUCGACCGUAUUCUUGGCGCUCGAAAGCUUGUAUUCGAUGGACGGGGACAUGUCUCCGCUUCCUGCGCUCUUGGAUACUAUGGAGAGCUACAUUCCCAGAUCUCGAAUGUGCGUAGUCGUGGACGAGGCCCAUUCUACGGGCGUGUAUGGCCGUCAAGGGAGAGGAGUGGUGCACGCGCUGGAAGAAGGAGGCUGGGCUGCCGGUGACGAUCGCCGGAGAGGGAAAGGCCGUGUGGAUGUCAGGCUGAUGACCUUUGGGAAGGCUGUUGGAUGCUCUGGAGCGGUCCUGCUGUGCUCUCCGACGGUGCGGACGUUCCUAAUCAAUUUCGCGCGGCCAUUUAUAUUUUCCACUGCAAUGCCGCACUCCACGGUAAUUGCCUUGCAAUGUGUCUGGGAUAUCUUGCAAGGGGGCGAAGGAGACGAGCGUCGAAACAAGCUCAUGGGUAUCGCUCGCUACCUACAUUCGCUACUCGAUGAUAUGCUGGCCACAACAUCUCCACGAUUACUUUGUCUUCCGCCCGAUCCAGUCGUACCCUUCUCCUCUUCUCUCUCGGAGCUGCCCGCCGACCCACCGACACCCAUCCUUGGCCUCUUGACGCCCACGCCUCAUGCCCUAGCAGCGUUUCUCCUUGAAAGGGGCUUCAUAGUGCGCCCCGUGGUACCUCCUACAGUCCCUCCUGGGGGGGAGCGCGUUCGAAUCUGUCUCAGGGCAGACUUGGGCAAGGACGUGGUGCACCGUUUGGUGCAAGCGUUGCGAGAAUGGGUUGAUCGUCAGGCUCCUUCCAAGGCGAAGCUGUGA
Cryptococcus wingfieldii CBS 7118 is the source of this 1314-nucleotide messenger RNA. RefSeq names its product 8-amino-7-oxononanoate synthase. The transcript is spliced from 4 exons. Gene Ontology annotation, molecular function: pyridoxal phosphate binding; transferase activity. Bases 1 to 1314 code for a protein of 437 amino acids. NCBI's taxonomy places the organism in Eukaryota, Fungi, Basidiomycota, Tremellomycetes, Tremellales, Cryptococcaceae. The record is from RefSeq and is a predicted model, not a curated record. Gene Ontology annotation, biological process: biosynthetic process.